Molecule: messenger RNA, 960 nt
Organism: Glarea lozoyensis ATCC 20868
Lineage: Eukaryota; Fungi; Ascomycota; Leotiomycetes; Helotiales; Helotiaceae
Exons: 3
Coding region: 1-960 (319 amino acids)
Cellular component (GO): membrane
Source: RefSeq, a predicted model, not a curated record
AUGGGUCAAAAAGUAUCCACAGUACCAUGUCGACUGAGCUAUCGAAAUCGAUCAUCAAACCGCCUCUACAUAGCCGAAGACUUGACCAACAUCGCUUCCAUCGUAAUACGCAUGAAAUGGGUUGCCAACAUCUACAAGACAUUCAAGGAAUCCCCGUCCAGCUCACCCUACCAUGUGCGCGAACUGCACUUCAUCCUCAACCCUGACGGCACAAUUCAAGACGGUGGCAAGCGUGUAAAGCCAGCAGUCUAUAUCUCACCCGCGCAGGAGUAUCCCGCGCGUUAUAGGCUCCCGAAGGUAUUGAACUGUCUGGCGACUCCAACGAAUGAGACUGUGGAACGACGGGAGUUGUUUGCGCUCGGGGGAUUAUUCUAUCAUAUCUUGUCUGGCAAAAAACUACUCGAUGGGUUAAGUGGAGAUGAGAAAAUCCAGGCUCGUUUUGUGGCUGGUCGGUUUCCGGAGGAUGUUUAUGGUUUACCUAUGGCGAGGACGAUUCUUGGUUGUUGGUCGCUGGAGUUUGGAGAGCAUGAAAGUCGGUUCUUGGUUGAUGGCGAGUCGGAUUCAUAUGACGCCUGCUCAGGAUCUGAAAAUUGCGACGCUCUCCUCAAUGGCAUCAUAAAGAUAGGAGUGGGAGCAGCACUCUCAGCUCUUGCUGCACCUGUGGUCAUUCCUGCAAUUCUAGGUAUACUCGGUUUUAGCGCUCUAGGCCCAGUGGCAGGUGGUGUUGCAGCGGGUUGGCAAUCCGGCAUCGGACUCGUGCAAGCUGGUAGUCUCUUCGCAUGGUGCCAAAGUGUUGCGAUGGGAGGAACGGCAAUUCUUGGUACUUUUACUACAAGUAUGGGAUUCGGAGGUGCAAUUGCUGCUGCUAUUGCGAGUGCGAUGAAAGGUGAACGCGAGGAUCCUGAUCAUCUGAAGCAGGAAUUUCUGAAGACUUGGAUGAGUGUGAAGGAGAGCGGAUGA